Messenger RNA from Ctenocephalides felis (cat flea), 1167 nucleotides. Its product is annotated as zinc finger protein 239-like. The record is from RefSeq and is a predicted model, not a curated record. Gene Ontology annotation, molecular function: DNA-binding transcription activator activity, RNA polymerase II-specific; RNA polymerase II cis-regulatory region sequence-specific DNA binding. Bases 1 to 1167 code for a protein of 388 amino acids. Gene Ontology annotation, biological process: regulation of transcription by RNA polymerase II. Lineage: Eukaryota; Metazoa; Arthropoda; Insecta; Siphonaptera; Pulicidae. The transcript has a single exon. Gene Ontology annotation, cellular component: nucleus.
AUGUCAGAAGCUGUUGAUGAUCCGAUAAUUAAAAUUGAACCACAAGAAUAUCCAAUCGAAGACAUCAAAGAGGAAAUUGAUGAAGACCCUGAAUCCAGCUCAGAGGAUGACGAAACAUGUCUGAAGGGGUUCAUGAACUCUGUAGUAAAGAUAGAAGAAGAACUCCAACAGGAAUUAAUUCAGAGUUCUUCUUAUAAAUGUGACAACUAUGAUAAGACAUUUACAGGUCUGCACAAUUUAAAACAGCAUAUGGUAGUUCAUGAACAUGAAUGUACAUUUUGUUCAAAGACUUUUCCAGAAGCAAGUACAUUAGAAAGACAUCUGUUAAUUCAUAUGGAUGAAAGACAUUUCGUAUGUACAAAGUGUCAUGAAGCAUUUAAUAAAUUUGAUUUAGAUCAACACAUUUGUGCUCGUGCCAGAGAACAAAAUUUACACUUGAAUGAAUCUGGUAAUCGAAAACAAAAUAUUCAUGCUGAUACUGCAAAGAGACCUUAUAAAUGUCAACUAUGUGAUAAAGCAUUCAUAAGAUCGAGUCAUUUGGAUCAACAUGUGCUCAUUCACACUGGGGAAUGUCCAAAUAAAUGUGAAAUAUGUGGCAAAACAUUCAAACAAUCUAAAGACUUGAAAAGACAUAUGUUCAUUCACAGUGAGGAACGGCCUUACAAAUGUACAAUAUGUGAUAAGGCAUUUGCACGAUCAAGUGUCUUGAAACGACAUAUGCUCAUUCACACUGGGGAAUUUUCUCAUAUUUGUAAAAUAUGUGGUAAGGCAUUCAGACAAUCAAGUAACUUGAAUCAACAUAUGCCAACUCACACCGAGGAACGUCCUGAAAAAUGUGAAAUAUGUGGCAAAACAUUCAAACAAUCUAGAGACUUGAAAAGUCAUAUGUUUAUUCACACUGAGGAACGUCCUCACAAAUGUAAAAUAUGUGAUAAAGCAUUUGCACGAUCAAGUAUCCUGAAACGACAUAUGCUCAUUCACACUGGUGAACGUGUUCAUAUUUGUAAAAUAUGUGGUAAGGCAUUCACACAGUUAGGUAAUUUGAAUCAACAUAUGCUCAUUCACACUGGGGAACGCCCAAAUAAAUGUACAAUAUGUGAUAAGGCAUUUGCACAAUCAAGUGUCUUGAAACGACAUAUGCUCAUUCACUCUAGGCAAAAUAUGUGA